CCCUCGAACCCAAUCAAACACCACCGAGCACUAUACAAAGGGAAACACAAUUUAGGGUUUUACCUUUGAAAACUCAAGACUUUGUGGUUUUCCCGAGCAAGAGAGAGAGAAAGCAACAUGUUUCCUGGGAUGUUUAUGCGGAAGCCGGACAAGGCCGUGGCUCUGAAGCAGCUGCGAAGCCACGUGGCGAUGUUCGGGGCAUGGGUCGCCGUGAUCCGUGUCACCCCCUAUGUUCUUCACUACCUUGCUGGUGAGAAGGAAGAGCUCAAGCUCGAGUUCUAGAUCCCAUUCCUCUUCCAAUUCCAUUCUCGCUAGUGUGACUGGGAGGAGAGGAAUUGACAUGAUGGACAAGCUUUUCUGGGCUCUUAACUUUAUUUAUAUCGUUUUUUUUUUUUUAUCCUGGAAUAUUCUCAGGCCAGAGUGUCCUUCAUUAAUUAGAUCAUGUUUCUUGAAGCUUAUCUAUCAUUUAAGGCGAAAACUUGGUUCAUGUUAUCUUGUGGAUAAUAUUUCAUUGGAUGUACCUUGUUAUUUGGUGAUAGCAAUAUUAAAUUUGACUUAUUGACAGGGAUA
Molecule: messenger RNA, 570 nt
Organism: Alnus glutinosa
Lineage: Eukaryota; Viridiplantae; Streptophyta; Magnoliopsida; Fagales; Betulaceae
Product: mitochondrial import receptor subunit TOM6 homolog
Exons: 2
Coding region: 118-282 (54 amino acids)
Cellular component (GO): mitochondrial outer membrane translocase complex
Source: RefSeq, a predicted model, not a curated record